This is a messenger RNA of Letharia columbiana, 198 nucleotides long. RefSeq lists its product as uncharacterized. The transcript has a single exon. The record is from RefSeq and is a predicted model, not a curated record. NCBI's taxonomy places the organism in Eukaryota, Fungi, Ascomycota, Lecanoromycetes, Lecanorales, Parmeliaceae. Bases 1 to 198 code for a protein of 65 amino acids.
AUGAUUUCUGGUCAGCUCAUUGGUAGCAUCGACGACAAUGACGUGACAUUCCCGGCCAUUGCGCUAAUCGAACUGUGUCUGCUCCCUGGAACUGGUGCCGGGAAUGCUCCUGGUGCAGGUGCUGGCGGUCAACGUGGUGUGGUUCGCAUGGUUCUAGCUCUGGAUCUCUUCUGCCGUAUCGCAACCGAGGUCUUUUAA